UCGAUCUGUCAGUCUCGCGGUACGCGCUGCGUUGGCGUGACGCGUGCCCAAAUGUUUUGUUGACAAAUUAUUUAUAGCUCCGAAACUUAAAACACAUGUGUAAACAGUGAUAUGUGGAAUAAUUGGAUUUGUCUUUUAUAAAAAACUCAAUUGUUUGUUACGUCACCAUGUCACAGGUACAAUAUUAAUGACUGCCAUACAGAGCACGUUAACAAGAAAAGGAGAAAGGUGACGAAUGCCCAAAAAGUAAAAACCAGUCUAAAAAAACAUACUUUCCCGUCUUGUAGGUCUCAACGUUAUGCAAUAACUUAGAAACAAUGGUUGAGAGUGAAGAUAAGAAUCCCCAAGAUGAAUCGAACAAUAAAACAAACGGAAACAACAACACAGAUAUUAACACAAUUAACUCCAUUAAAUCAGAAUCUAAAGAAAUAGUUGCGCACUAUACAAGGGACGAGUCUGAGUCACCCGUUGAAAGGGUGAAGUUCGAAGGACUUGAUGACAAUGAUAGUAUAUGUUCAGAUAGUGAUAAUGACAAACUGCCGCCGAUCCCAGACGGAGGGUGGGGAUGGGUCGUCGUGGCUUCAGCAUUCAUCGUGUCAGCGUGUGCCGAUGGCUUAGCCUUCUCCUUCGGUCUACUACACGCAGAAUUCACUACUUACUUCGAAACCACGCAAUCGAAAACCUCUCUCAUUGGCAGUCUGUUCAUUGCUACUCCGCUAUUAGCAGGACCAGUAAUGAGUGCUUUAGUAGAUAGGUAUGGAUGCCGAAUUAUGACGAUGAUCGCUGGAGUCCUCUCCACGAUCGGAUUUUUGUUAGCUGCUGUAAGUAACUCAGUGGAAAUGUUGUGUUUGACAUUUGGUUUCAUAAGUGGGUUAGCUAUGGGCAUCUUGUAUGUCACAGCUGUAGUAUCGGUCGCGUUUUGGUUUGACAGGAGAAGAAACUUAGCAGUUUCAUUAGCGUCUUGUGGAAUAGGAUUCGGUACUCUUAUUUAUUCACCAAUGACUCAUUAUUUCUUAGAAAUAUACGAUUGGAGAAAUACAAUUAUUUUAUUAGCUGGUACCUUACUUAAUAUGUGUGUAUGUGGAGCGUUAAUGAAGAAUCCUGAGUGGUUAGAAAUUAAACAAAAGCGAGAGAGAAAGCUCUCAAAGGCGAGAUCAAGGAAAUCGUCUAGCGCUGGAUCAAUUUCUUCGAGGUCAAUUGGAGGAGAAUCGGCGUAUUUAGACUCUGAUGAAUUAAAAACACUCCUCCAGAGUGGAAAGAGUCCCGAAUAUAUAUUAGCAACAUUAGCCACAAGUAUAGCGGAAGCGGAAGAACUAGAAGCAACUACGCAAAUGAAUGCAGAACAAUCAUGUAAGCGAAUGCACUCAGCCAUACAUUUGCCAACGUUCAUUCAACAGAAUGAAAAGGUCCCAACAGAAGUUUUAGAAAAGUUAAUGACGAACAAACGACUGUACAACAUAAUACUCCAAAACUACUCAGACGUGAUAACACGUCGUCAUUCAGAAACCAAUCUGAAUGUAGAAAAUACAGAAAACGUGGGCGAACCCGCAAAGCUAGCAGUAGAAGUUAAAGCAAAGAAACCUAAAGAAGGUGGCGAUGAAGUGAAGAAGGCAGAAAAAGAAGUUAAGGAUAUCAAGACUGAGGAAUCAAAGUCAAAUACUAACAUAAACUCGACCAAACCGAAGCUUGUUGCGAAGGAUUCGAAAACACCACAGCCGCAGCCACAACAGCAGCCCAGUUGGUUCAAGCAGAUCUCAACAGAUCAUCACUACUUGAAAGAUGUGCCAUUAUACAGAAACACUAUGAUGCACAGAGGUGCCAUGAUGUCCAUCACGAGAUAUAAGCUGAAGUCCUCGUCUCUACCAGAUAUUUACAGGAAUUCUACUUGGUCGCUUUACUCUGAAUCUGAUAUUGAAAUGAGAUGGUAUCACCGCAUGGGACAAGCACUGGCAUCAAUGUUCGAUUUCAAAAUGUACACGGAGUUCCAUUUCCUGAUGUUCAACCUUUCUUCCCUGAUUCUGUCCGUCUGGUUCAUCGUUCCAUACUUCUUUCUCACAUCUUAUAUGAACGAGUUGAAGAUCGAAGGUGGGCCUUUGAUGACAGCUAUCAUUGGAGUCGCCAGCAGUAUUGGGAUUGUGGCCUUAGGCUGGGCCGGAGACCAGCCAUGGGUGAACGUCACAAAGACUUACGCCGUCUGCCUGAUCAUCUGCGGCCUAUCCGUCGCUAUGUACCCUCCCUUCAUCACCAACUACUGGGCGCUGACCGUGAUCUCAGCUGUCUUCGGACUGUCCUUCGCUAGCUCCUACUCCUAUACGCCCACGAUUCUGAUGGAGCUGAUGCCGAUCGAUCACUUCACAGUGGCGUAUGGAUUGAUCCUGUUGAGUCAGGGUAUUGGACAUCUUGUUGGACCGCCGAUUGGAGGAAUGCUGUACGAUCUCACGGGGUCUUGGGACCUGACAUUCUACAUGGGAGGACUGUGGCUGGUUGUUUCAGGCCUUUUUGUGGGCGUUAUCGCAUACACGAAGGAUAUGCGUUUGUGUGGGUCGUCCCCUCUCAUGAAGGAAGCAGAAGAAGCAAGGAAUGAAAAUGAAGCUGCAGACGUAUAAGGAACUUAUGAGAUUAUGAAUAAAGAUCAUUUUUAAAUGUUAAA
Messenger RNA from Trichoplusia ni (cabbage looper), 2650 nucleotides. RefSeq names its product monocarboxylate transporter 14-like. Gene Ontology annotation, biological process: monocarboxylic acid transport; transmembrane transport. Gene Ontology annotation, molecular function: monocarboxylic acid transmembrane transporter activity. The transcript is spliced from 7 exons. Bases 318 to 2606 code for a protein of 762 amino acids. The record is from RefSeq and is a predicted model, not a curated record. NCBI's taxonomy places the organism in Eukaryota, Metazoa, Arthropoda, Insecta, Lepidoptera, Noctuidae.